AGGGGGGCGGUCGGGCCCCGAUGAGGCGGAAGGAGAAGCGGGUGCUGCGGGCGGCGGCUCUGGCGCUGGCGGCCCUCGUCCUCCUGCCCAACGUGGGGCUGUGGGCCCUGUACCGGGACCGGCAGCCCGCCACCGCCGCCGCGGGACCCUCCGCCACACGGGGCUCACAAGUGAGGCCAAGGAAGGAUAUUUAUUUUGGAGAUGGACAAAGGAACAAGGACUGGCAUGAUAAAGAAGCUAUCAGGAAAGACUCAGAGCGCAUAGGAAAUGGAGAGCAAGGAAAGCCUUACCCCAUGACUGAUGCUGAACGAGUAGACCAAGCUUAUAGAGAAAAUGGAUUCAACAUCUUCGUCAGUGAUAAAAUCUCCCUGAACCGCUCCCUGCCUGAUAUUCGACACCCAAACUGUAACAACAAGUUGUACCUGGAGAAGCUGCCAAACACCAGUGUCAUCAUCCCAUUCCACAAUGAGGGAUGGUCUUCCCUCUUGCGCACUGUCCACAGUGUCCUGAACCGUUCGCCGCCGGAGUUAGUAGCAGAGAUCGUGCUGGUGGAUGACUUCAGCGAUCGAGAGCAUCUGAGAAAGCGUUUGGAAGACUACAUGGCGCGGUUUCCCAAGGUGAGGAUUCUUCGGACCAAGAAGAGAGAAGGACUGAUAAGGACUCGAAUGCUCGGGGCUUCGGUGGCCAUUGGAGAUGUCAUUACCUUCUUAGACUCACACUGUGAAGCUAAUGUCAAUUGGCUCCCCCCACUGCUAGAUCGCAUCGCCCGGAACCGCAAGACCAUCGUGUGCCCGAUGAUCGACGUGAUCGAUCAUGACCACUUUGGGUAUGAGACCCAGGCGGGAGAUGCCAUGAGGGGAGCAUUUGACUGGGAGAUGUAUUACAAGAGGAUCCCGAUUCCCCAGGAGUUGCAGAAACCUGACCCCAGUGACCCGUUUGAGUCUCCAGUCAUGGCUGGGGGACUGUUUGCUGUGGAUAAAAAGUGGUUCUGGGAGCUUGGCGGCUACGAUGCUGGGCUGGAGAUCUGGGGAGGAGAACAGUAUGAAAUCUCUUUUAAGGUGUGGAUGUGUGGCGGGCGCAUGGAAGACAUUCCCUGCUCCAGGGUGGGCCAUAUCUACAGGAAAUACGUCCCAUAUAAGGUUCCCACCGGAGUCAGCCUAGCACGGAAUCUGAAGCGGGUAGCGGAGGUGUGGAUGGAUGAGUACGCCGAGUACAUAUACCAGCGCCGACCAGAAUAUCGGCAUCUCUCAGCCGGAGACGUCGUGGCCCAGAAGGAAUUGCGGAACAACCUCAACUGCAAGAGCUUCAGGUGGUUCAUGACUGAGGUAGCCUGGGAUCUGCCCAAGUUUUACCCUCCAGUGGAACCUCCGGCAGCAGCUUGGGGAGAGAUCCGCAACGUGGGAACCGGCUUGUGUGCAGACACGAAACAUGGAGCUUUGGGUUCCCCUCUGAGGCUGGACAGCUGCGUAAAAGGCCGAGGAGAAGCAGCGUGGAACAACAUGCAGGUGUUCACCUUCAGCUGGAGGGAAGACAUCCGACCCGGGGAUCCCCAGCACACCAAAAAGUUCUGUUUUGAUGCUAUCUCCCACAGCAGCCCUGUCACCCUCUAUGACUGCCAUGGGAUGAGAGGAAAUCAACUCUGGAAAUACAGAAAAGAUAAGACCCUCUAUCAUCCAGUCAGUAGCAGCUGCAUGGACUGCAGUGAGAGUGACCGCAAGAUCUUUAUGAACACCUGCAAUCCUUCAUCUCCCACACAGCAGUGGGUAUUUGAACACACAAAUUCAACCAUCUUGGAAAAAUUCAACAGGAAUCCUGACCUAUAGGGACUAAAUACCCACAUUUCUCUCUCUAUAUAUAUACAUAUAUAUAUAUAUAUAUAUAUAUUUUACAGCUAUUUUUUUUACAGGGAAGGGGGGGGGUCCAGAUUUUUUUAAGAGAAUAACUUUUUUCAAACAGUCAUUUAAAAUAAAAGGGAGCAUCUCAGGAGGAGGGAGUGGGGAGGGUUUAGGGCCAGUUUUUUAUUCCAUUGAUGCUGCCUCCUCCCCCACCUCAUCUCUCAUUGGAUAAGAUGGAACUUCUCAAGGGCAAGGCCUGAACUUGCAUUUUCAGGGCAAUCUGAGCCUGACCCUUGUUGCACUUUGCUUCCCAAUAAAAUUGAGGGGGAAACCACCCUGCUUCAAAAGAGCUGUAGAAAGGUGUUUCUGGUGAGGGGACACCCUGCAGAAUCCAGUCAAGCAAAGUGUACCCUGGACCCUCCAGCCUGGAGUCCUGCCACCAGAAUAAAUUUGCUUCGGGGCUACGAGGUACAAAGUCAUCUGGUGGAAAGCAGUUCACUGACUGGUAUUUCCCGUAUGUCGGGUCAAAAUGUUCCUGGAAGAUGCACUCCAAAGCAAGCAUCUGCCCAUAGGGAUAGCCUGGGAUCUUAGAAGCAAGAGAAAAUAGGACUGGGGGCAGGGAAUAUCACUGUUUAUUGUUGCAUUGUACUUUCCCAAGUGCUUAGUACAGUGCUCUGCACACAGUAAGCGCUCAAUAAAUACGAUUGAAUGAAUGAAUGCAUUUCAUGGGCAUUCUCUGCAAAAUCCAUG
Tachyglossus aculeatus (Australian echidna) is the source of this 2585-nucleotide messenger RNA. RefSeq names its product polypeptide N-acetylgalactosaminyltransferase 10 (gene GALNT10). NCBI's taxonomy places the organism in Eukaryota, Metazoa, Chordata, Mammalia, Monotremata, Tachyglossidae. The record is from RefSeq and is a predicted model, not a curated record. The coding region runs from base 21 to 1823 and encodes 600 amino acids. The transcript is spliced from 12 exons. Gene Ontology annotation, cellular component: Golgi apparatus.